This is a messenger RNA of Anopheles coluzzii, 1152 nucleotides long. RefSeq names its product hsp70-binding protein 1. NCBI's taxonomy places the organism in Eukaryota, Metazoa, Arthropoda, Insecta, Diptera, Culicidae. The record is from RefSeq and is a predicted model, not a curated record. Bases 104 to 1051 code for a protein of 315 amino acids. The transcript has 3 exons.
GAGACCAAAAAAACUUCGGGAAAACAACAUCUCGUGCGUUUUUGCGUAUUUGCUAAACAGUUCAAAGAGUUGCGAAGAAAAGCCUGCGAAAUAAAGUGUUAAAAUGGCUAGUGGAGAUAAUCCCGACCAACCGAGACAGCCCCGCAACAUGCAGGGCUUGCUGAAGUUCGCCAUGGAAGCGACGAAAAGUGAAGAUGCACCACAUCCUGCCCACCUGCAGCCGAUGGACGAAGAGCGGCGCCGGUUUCUGGAGGAAGCCCUCAAGUCCCUUACCGUCGACGUUGUGCAGCAGCUCGAGAAAGCGAUGAAGGUUCUGCUCGACAGUGACUCCAACGACGAUGCAAAGGCCGAAGCAAUCGACACCGUGAUUGACUACGUGCAGGACAUCGACACAGCGAACGAUUUCUACAAGGUGGGAGGGUUCGUCAUCAUAAAGCCGGGACUGGAAUCACCCAGCGCGGAGGUGCGCAGCGGCACGUUACAGCUUGUUGGGGAGCUGGCCCAAAACAAUCCCUUCUGCCAGCAGCACCUGCUCGAGCAGAACAUACUGGCGAAGCUGACGGAGCUGCUUUCGGACGAACCCACCGUUGCACAGCAGGCCAUGCACGCGAUCUCGUGUAUGGUGCGGCACCACGAACCCUGCCUGGCGGCGUUCAUCGAUAUCGGUGGGCUCGAAUGCAUACUGGGCUGCAUACAGACGGACAACGAGAAGCUGCGCAUUAAAGCGUCCUUCCUGAUGGCGAACCUGUGCACGGAGUUUGCCGCCGUUCGGGACGAGUUCAUCAAGCUGAACGCGGUCGAGCGGGUGAUGGCGGCAGUGAAACCUUCGCGGGACUAUGAUGCAAAGCUGGAAACGGCCCUGUCCACGCUGAACGUGCUGACGGAGUGUGCGGAGGGCGUCCGGAGGUGCCGUGAGGGCAACAUGAAGCAGAAGCUGGAGACGAUCAUUAAGCUGAACGGUGGCAAAGAGGAAUGUCAGGAACAACUCGAAUAUGCCAACACGCUGCUAAAACGGUGUUACGCCGCAGAGCAGGAUGGCACUGACCGGUAGAAAUGGCGUGCGUAUUCUAGUGAAUCUAAUGUACAACUCAUCUUCUAUCGAUAAAGUUUCAUAAUAAAUCAGUCUGAGCAUCAUAACUUGGCGCAAUUAAA